Molecule: messenger RNA, 918 nt
Organism: Glarea lozoyensis ATCC 20868
Lineage: Eukaryota; Fungi; Ascomycota; Leotiomycetes; Helotiales; Helotiaceae
Exons: 3
Coding region: 1-918 (305 amino acids)
Source: RefSeq, a predicted model, not a curated record
AUGGCCGACCUUCCUGAACCGCCAUUAAUCCCCAAGUUCCACUUGCCCGGGUCUGCAGCACCCUUAGGGGCUGUACUUAAUUCCAAGAAUCAUAUCGAAUUUAGAGAGGUUGAAGUAGAGGGCGCAAUUAAUAUUCUUGAUGCUUAUGACACAGAAUUGCGAAGACUCGACGCGACGCCAUUAUUACAAGUUACGCCAACACCACUGCAAGCAUACCCGGUCGAUGCGCCAAUCCUCAACCCGGUGUUUUUCGCAGCAGACUUGGAAGCUGGAGUGUAUGAUACCUCCAAGCCUACUUGCGCUCUCAACUUGAUAUGCUAUCGUGCUCGUUCCGGUGGCUGCGAAAUACGCCAAGUUCAGGUUGUCAAGCGAGAUCGCUUCGAGGAUGAAGAAUCAUUUGAGCAAUCAAUCAGAGAUAAUGCCAAACUUAUACAAAGCGACCAAGAGUUCUUUUCGCAGCUUCGUCGCGUUUAUCUCAAGGACAUGUGCGGGUUUUGGAGACGUACUUUUGCUCUUAAAACCUUGACUGGUAUAGGACUAUUGGUGUAUACGCCAACAACUCACGCCAGGCCUCUUCCACUCCCAGCCAUCACUCUCCAAGAAAUUCUCUAUGCGUAUCUCAACCCUUCCGCAAUUGGCUCCGGAGAUCUUUGGAUAGAAUGGGUAUUCCAACUGCGUCAAAAGGAUCGCCGACAUGCUCUAGAAUUUAUUGAAGGCUGGAAUGCUUUCAGGAUAUGUGUAGCCGGUAUCCUACCACUAGCAAUCAGUACUUUACUCGGAAUUAUAUGGAGUAUGGCGACGAAGGAUGUCCAAACGGCUUUUACCGUUGCAGGCUUUGUGUUGACUGGGGGAACUUUGAUUUUAGCGUUGUUGGCGGUAGUCAGUGGAAUUGAUGCAUCUGGGAGGACGAAUACUUAG